Messenger RNA from Propithecus coquereli (Coquerel's sifaka), 1361 nucleotides. It is a transcript of the gene PPP2R3C, whose product is annotated as protein phosphatase 2, regulatory subunit B'', gamma. The coding region runs from base 16 to 1248 and encodes 410 amino acids. NCBI's taxonomy places the organism in Eukaryota, Metazoa, Chordata, Mammalia, Primates, Indriidae. Gene Ontology annotation, biological process: cortical cytoskeleton organization; T cell homeostasis; microtubule cytoskeleton organization. The record is from RefSeq and is a predicted model, not a curated record. The transcript is spliced from 12 exons. Gene Ontology annotation, cellular component: centrosome; spindle.
GCGCGGGAGUCGGCCAUGGACUGGAAAGAAGUUCUUCGCCGGCGCUUAGCUACGCCCAACACCGGUCCAAACAAAAAAAAAAGUGAACAAGAAUUAAAAGAUGAAGAAAUGGAUUUAUUUACCAAAUACUAUUCAGAAUGGAAAGGAGGUAGAAAAAACACCAAUGAAUUCUAUAAGACCAUUCCCCGGUUUUAUUAUAGGCUGCCAGCUGAAGAUGAAGUCUUACUACAGAAAUUAAGAGAGGAAUCCAGAGCUGUCUUUCUACAAAGGAAAAGCAGAGAACUGUUAGAUAAUGAAGAAUUACAGAACUUGUGGUUUUUGCUGGACAAACACCAGACACCACCUAUGAUUGGAGAGGAAGCAAUGAUCAAUUAUGAAAAUUUUUUGAAGGUUGGUGAAAAGGCUGGACCAAAGUGCAAGCAAUUUUUCACAGCAAAAGUCUUUGCUAAACUCCUUCAUACAGAUUCAUAUGGAAGAAUUUCCAUCAUGCAGUUCUUUAAUUAUGUCAUGAGAAAAGUCUGGCUUCAUCAAACAAGAAUAGGACUCAGUUUAUAUGAUGUUGCUGGGCAAGGGUACCUUCGGGAAUCUAAAGGGAAGAUAAAAAUUCAAGAUAUUUUAGCAUGCAGCUUCCUAGAUGAUUUAUUGGAGCUAAGGGAUGAAGAACUGUCCAAGGAGAGUCAAGAAACAAAUUGGUUUUCUGCUCCUUCUGCCCUAAGGGUUUAUGGCCAGUAUUUGAAUCUUGAUAAGGAUCACAAUGGCAUGCUCAGUAAAGAAGAACUCUCCCGCUAUGGAACAGCAACCAUGACCAAUGUCUUCCUAGACCGUGUUUUCCAGGAGUGUCUCACUUAUGAUGGAGAAAUGGACUAUAAGACCUACCUGGACUUUGUUCUUGCAUUAGAAAACAGAAAGGAACCUGCAGCUCUGCAAUAUAUUUUCAAACUGCUUGAUAUUGAGAACAAAGGCUAUCUGAAUGUCUUUUCCCUUAAUUAUUUCUUUAGGGCCAUACAGGAACUAAUGAAAAUCCAUGGACAAGAUCCUGUUUCAUUUCAAGACGUAAAGGAUGAAAUCUUUGACAUGGUAAAACCAAAGGACCCUUUGAAAAUCUCUCUUCAGGAUUUAAUCAACAGUAAUCAAGGAGACACAGUCACCACCAUUCUAAUCGAUCUGAAUGGCUUCUGGACUUAUGAGAACAGGGAAGUUCUUGUUGCAAAUGACAAUGAAAACUCUGGAGACCUUGAUGAUACAUGAUCUCUGAAAGACUAGACUGUCUUCAUUAAGAUAUCCUUGGAUGCCGCAUGCAUAACCUUUGAAGCAGAAUCCUUAGAAAUGGUCUAAAUAAAACACUUCAUAUGCCUAGAGAA